AUGGCAAAAAGCAAAAAGUCCAAGAGCAGCAGAACCUCUGACUCAACCAAGAAGAAACAGUCUAGCAGACCGACGCAUUUUUUGUGUUUCCCUCUUGCUCGCGAAAGUACUGUGCCGGUAUUCGCGAAGUCCAUGGCGUAUUUUCGGGAGGUAUCGACGGAACCUAAGCGUCUGCCGCCGAUCAGGGGAGGAAGGGAUGCUUCUGGGAUAACGACCAGUGAUGCUCAGGACAUGGCUACGCUUGAUCAUGACAAAGGUUCGUCGAGUCAGCCAGAAGAUCUUGUUAUAAAUCAAAACGAUCCGCUUGGGAAUACUCAGAAACCAGUUUCGGAGUCUUCAUUCAUCGACAGUCUAAAGGUGUUGCCUGAUAUUGUGCAUCGUGGAGCUGGGACGUUGCAUCUGACGCUCGGUGUGAUGGACUUAUCGAAGGAGACGGAGAUGCAGAAGGCGACGGACCUUUUGCGUAGUCUAGAUCUGGAAAAAAUGCUGAGGGAUGCAAGCGAAGGUCCGCCUGCUGGUAUGAAGUCGCAGAGGAGAUGGAAGGAUAAGAGGGAAGAAAGCGACAAUAUCACAUCCGCUUGUUCUGACAGUAACGUAAUUGGUCGGAAAGAAACGGGUGUGGUGGAAGAUGAGCUCUCUGUUCAGGUUGAGCAAAAGUCCGACUCAGUCCCCAAGAACACUUUGGGCAAGGGACAGACACCUAUAAGCUCGAAGGACGAAAACAGAGAUACUGAUGUCAAGUCUCUGAAGAGAACCGUGUCGCCGCCCACUCUCGCGCGACAACCAAGCACGACACCACCAAGUCCCAAGCCACUAUACCUCUCCCUCACCGGAAUCAAAGCAUUCCCAUCAACGAAGAAAGCGCGCGUAAUCUGGGCACGACCCCGAGCACAACUGUCCACUCCACCCCAAUCAGAGCUCAAUGACCAACCACAAAGACCGACUUUUGACGAGAAGGAAGGUGACCGCCUGUACAACUUCGCGCUGCACCUCCAUCAGGCAUUCAAAGAUGCCGGCCUCGUCAACGAGACUAGACAACCUGUACUACAUGCGACGCUGGCGAACAUGAGGUAUAAAGUCCAGGCAAAGGGUGGCAGGGAGACGAAAGGUAAAGCUUGGAAGUAUGGGAAGAAGAGGUGGGAGGAGGGUUUGGUGGAUAUUCGACCGUUGGCGGAGGUCUUCAAUCGGUUUGAUGGAGAUGUUGCGGCUGCACAGGAGGGGAUAAGAUUGAGAGAUGCACAUGCAGCAGAUGUGGGGAAUUCUGAAAGUGAAGACGACGAAGGAGAAGAUGAAGAAGUGAAGAACGAUACAGAAGCUCGGGAUGACCGGGAACGAGAAGAUCCUAGUAAAGAAUAUAUUUGGUGCAAAGACGUUAAGGUCGAUCGAAUAGCGAUCUGUAAGAUGGGCGCUACGAGAUCCGAAGAUCCAAUGUGGAAGGAGUGGUACCCACCAGUAGUAGAGCGGGUAAUGUUUGAUGAGGAAAAAGGUGGUUGA
Molecule: messenger RNA, 1494 nt
Organism: Lithohypha guttulata
Lineage: Eukaryota; Fungi; Ascomycota; Eurotiomycetes; Chaetothyriales; Trichomeriaceae
Exons: 1
Coding region: 1-1494 (497 amino acids)
Biological process (GO): DNA alkylation repair; regulation of DNA-templated transcription
Cellular component (GO): nucleus
Source: RefSeq, a predicted model, not a curated record